Messenger RNA from Cetraspora pellucida, 360 nucleotides. The record is from the annotation of a GenBank genome assembly. NCBI's taxonomy places the organism in Eukaryota, Fungi, Glomeromycota, Glomeromycetes, Diversisporales, Gigasporaceae.
AUGCAACAAAAUAACAAUUUUUUCAUUAUUGAAGAUAAUCCUAAACGACCUAGAGCAGUUCCUAAGGCGAAACGUGCGAAAAGUGCUUGUACCUCAUGUCGUAAGUCUAAAAAGAGAUGUGUUAGAAAUAUAUCUGGUAAAAACCGGUGUGAAAGAUGCGAAAAACAUGGGAAGGAAUGCAUUUAUGCAACUGGAUGCCGACCACGAAUCUCCAGACGUAGUAACGGAAGUAGUAAUGGUAAUCCAGCGAUAACCGGUCAAGCCGAUUUGCAAUCCGACCAUAAUGAUAUCGGCGUAAUUGAUUUUUCCGACCAAUAUCUGGACAUGUUUACGUACCACUACAUGUGUCCGUAUCUUUAA